GGCUAAGUGAGUGAACGUAGCAAAAUAAGGACAAAAUAUACAUUCAUUUUUGUAUUCAAUUGAACUCGAAGUUAUCACAUCUUAAUACUAUUCCUAAGAAUGCGCGAGUGUAUUUCCAUUCAUGUGGGUCAGGCGGGAGUUCAGAUCGGUAAUGCGUGCUGGGAGCUGUACUGCCUCGAGCACGGCAUACAGCCGGACGGGCACAUGCCCAGCGAUAAAACCACCGGAGGCAGUGACGAGUCCUUUAACACCUUCUUCAGCGAGACCGGGGCAGGGAAACAUGUACCCAGAGCCGUGUUCGUGGAUCUUGAACCCACUGUUGUUGAUGAAGUUCGCACUGGAACAUACAGGCAGUUGUUUCAUCCAGAGCAGCUUAUAACUGGGAAGGAAGAUGCUGCCAACAAUUACGCCAGAGGCCAUUACACCAUUGGCAAGGAAAUUGUUGACCUGGUGCUUGACCGUGUUCGCAAAUUGUGUGAUCAAUGUACUGGACUCCAGGGGUUCCUCAUCUUCCACAGCUUUGGUGGAGGAACUGGUUCAGGCUUUGCUUCACUGUUGAUGGAGAGAUUGUCCGUUGACUAUGGCAAGAAAUCAAAGCUUGAGUUUGCCAUUUACCCAGCACCUCAGGUGUCCACAGCUGUGGUAGAGCCCUAUAAUUCCAUUCUGACCACACACACCACCCUUGAACACUCUGACUGUGCUUUCAUGGUGGACAAUGAAGCCAUCUAUGAUAUUUGCCGUCGUAACCUGGACAUAGAGCGCCCUACGUACACCAACCUCAACCGUCUAAUUGGUCAGAUAGUGUCAUCAAUCACAGCCUCCCUGCGAUUCGAUGGAGCGCUCAACGUUGACCUGACAGAGUUUCAGACCAACCUGGUGCCUUACCCUCGCAUACACUUUCCUCUGGUCACCUACGCCCCAGUUAUCUCUGCUGAGAAGGCCUACCAUGAGCAGCUGUCCGUGGCGGAGAUCACCAAUGCCUGCUUUGAGCCAGCCAAUCAGAUGGUGAAGUGUGAUCCCCGGCAUGGAAAAUACAUGGCCUGCUGUAUGCUGUAUCGUGGAGACGUGGUUCCAAAGGAUGUCAAUGCUGCCAUCGGAAGCAUAAAGACCAAGAGGACCAUUCAAUUUGUUGACUGGUGUCCCACAGGGUUCAAGGUUGGUAUCAACUAUCAGCCGCCAACUGUGGUUCCAGGAGGUGAUCUGGCCAAAGUUCAAAGAGCAGUAUGUAUGUUGAGCAACACCACAGCCAUCGCUGAGGCCUGGGCCCGUCUGGAUCACAAGUUUGAUCUAAUGUAUGCAAAGAGAGCCUUUGUACACUGGUACGUCGGUGAAGGUAUGGAAGAGGGUGAGUUUGCCGAGGCCCGUGAAGAUUUGGCUGCUCUUGAGAAAGAUUAUGAAGAGGUCGGAGUCGACUCUCUCGAUGGAGAAGCAGAGGAGGGAGAGGAAUAAAUACGGUUUUGCUCUUAAAUGUUUGAAAU
This is a messenger RNA of Xyrauchen texanus (razorback sucker), 1478 nucleotides long. RefSeq names its product tubulin alpha chain, testis-specific-like. The transcript has 6 exons. The coding region runs from base 100 to 1449 and encodes 449 amino acids. NCBI's taxonomy places the organism in Eukaryota, Metazoa, Chordata, Actinopteri, Cypriniformes, Catostomidae. Gene Ontology annotation, biological process: mitotic cell cycle; microtubule cytoskeleton organization. Gene Ontology annotation, cellular component: cytoplasm; microtubule. Gene Ontology annotation, molecular function: structural constituent of cytoskeleton; GTP binding. The record is from RefSeq and is a predicted model, not a curated record.